AUGACGGCGGAAGCCUCUCCCCGCCACAGGGCGGCGGGGAAGGGCAGGCUCUGCUACCAGUGGCUGACAGCGCAGGUAGAGGAGGGGCAGCAGCUGGGGGAUCCGCAAGAAAGCGGCAAGAACGGGAUCGGGCCGGGGUCCGCACCCCUGAACGCCCCGCCCCACCGCGAGGUGGGGGAGAAGCAAGAGGCCCGCUGGCAGAACGAGAAGAGCGGUCCCAUUCACGUGGAAUGUCCCCACUCCCUUCGGUAUUUCCAAACCGCUGUGUCUCUGCCCGGCGGCGGGGAGCCCCGCUACAUCAACGUGGGCUAUGUGGACGACACGGAGUUCGUGCGCUUCGAUAGCGCCUCGGGGAGUCCGAGGAUGGAGCCGCGGGCGCCGUGGGUGGAGCAGGAGGGACCCGAGUACUGGGAGCGGGAGACGCGGGUAGCCAAGGACAAGGCACAGUGGUACCGAGUGAACCUGAACACCCUGCGCGGCUACUACAACCAGAGCGAGGCGGACUCUCACACCAUCCAGAAGAUGUCUGGCUGCGACGUGGGGUCCGAAGGGCGCCUCCUGCGCGGGUACCAACAAUACUCCUACGACGGCGCCGACUACAUCGCCCUGAACGAGGACCUGCGCUCCUGGACGGCGGCGGCGGGCACGCAGGCUUGGCGAACCCAGCGCAAGUUCGAGCAGGGGGGUGAGGCUGAGUACAAGAGGGACUACCUGGAGAACACCUGCGUGCCUUGGCUCCUCAGAUACCUGGAGAAGGGGAAGGACACGCUACUCCGCGCAGAAGCCCCCAGAAGACACAUAACCCGCCACCCUUUCUCUGACCAUGAGGUCACCCUGAGGUGCUGGGCCCUGGGCUUCUACCCUGCCGAGAUCACCCUGACCUGGCAGCGUGAUGGGGAGGACCUGACCCAGGACACAGAGCUGGUGGAGACCAGGCCUUCGGGGGAUGGAACCUUCCAGAAGUGGGCAGCUGUGGUGGUGCCUUCUGGAGAGGAGCAGAGAUACACGUGCCGUGUGCAGCACCAGGGGCUUCCGGAGCCUGUCACCCUGAGAUUGGAGCCCCCUUCUCAGUCCACCAUCCUCACUGUGGGCAUCAUUGUUGGCCUGGCUCUCCUCGGGGCUGUGGUCACUGGAGCUGUGGUGGGAGCUGUGAUCAGUAGGAGGAAGCGCUCAGGUGAGAAAGGAGGAAAGUACACUCAGGCUGCAAACAGCGACAGUUCCCAGGGCUCUGAUGAGUCUCUCAUGAAUAUUAAAGUGUGAGACAGCUGCCCUGCUGGGUUUCCUCACAUCCCAGUGUUGUGACUCAAGAACUACUGAUUGUCUUUCUGCCUUGGGACCUG
Molecule: messenger RNA, 1340 nt
Organism: Sorex fumeus (smoky shrew)
Lineage: Eukaryota; Metazoa; Chordata; Mammalia; Eulipotyphla; Soricidae
Product: class I histocompatibility antigen, Gogo-B*0101 alpha chain-like
Exons: 9
Coding region: 1-1260 (419 amino acids)
Biological process (GO): antigen processing and presentation of endogenous peptide antigen via MHC class I via ER pathway, TAP-independent; immune response; positive regulation of T cell mediated cytotoxicity
Cellular component (GO): external side of plasma membrane
Molecular function (GO): peptide antigen binding; signaling receptor binding
Source: RefSeq, a predicted model, not a curated record